AUGACAAAAUGGCUUUAUCUUGUAGCUUUAAUAGCUAUAGCCUAUGCUGCUCCUGAUCCAUCUACUUUCGAGAAGCAAGUUGCAGGAGCUUCUGUUACAAAUCCAGCUGAUCAAGAGAAAGCCAAGCAAGAACUAGCAAAAUUCAGAGAAGUAGCUGAAGGAAUCUUAGAAAGGCUAGGAAUUCCAGAAGAAGGCAGAGAGCUGAGAAGAGCUCCAAGCACCGGAUUCGGAAGCGAGGAUCUCAACUCUAUUAUCAAUGAUAAUGGAGCUAACAGAGUUGAUCUCCAAGGAAUCGCUUCUGGACAAAUCGCUGGAUUGGCUCCAAUUCCAGUACCUGGAUUCCCAGGACCACAAGACGUUCCAGCCAUUCCAGGAGUUAACACUAUCCCAGGAUUGAGCAAUUUUAACUAUCUUAUUGGACAACUUGUUCCUCAAAUUAUCCCUCCAGCAAACACACUCCUAGGAUCUUCUAUCAGCAGAAUCUUGCCAAAGGAAUCAGCUAAAAACUUGGCCAAGGAUGUUUUCAGAGCCGUUCACCCAGCUGCAGAGAAUGUUGAUACUGCCCGCAUGAUGGGAAGAUGGUUCCAAGUUAUAACUUCUCCUCAUGUCAUUAAGGAGGCUUGUGCCAUUACUCACUUUGGAGCCCUCACAAACAGCAGCUACUCUGCCGCCUUCACUAUUCUUAAGUUCUACAGAGAAGGAAAUCCAAACGGCCCACCAAGAUACUCUCUUGGUUAUGGAUUCAAAUCUGGAGAAACUGGACAAUUCGUCUUGCACAGCAGCAACUCCCCAGACGCUGAACCAUUCUGGGUUAUCAAGAAAGGACCACUCAAUGAGUACAAUCAGUAUGAUUACGCCGUCAUCUCAACAUGGGUUAGAUUCCCAGUCUUCGUUAUUGCUAGAGAUCCUCAACGUUUCCGUGAGAAGCACAUGAAGGAUGUUCUUCAAUUCUUAGAAGAUAACAAUUACAUCAACGUCAUGACCAAAGCUUUCAACAUGAUUUCACCAGUAGAUUAUGAAGCUUGCCAAUACACACCAACGUUCUCUGGAGCAGGAAAGUAA
Auanema sp. JU1783 is the source of this 1062-nucleotide messenger RNA. NCBI's taxonomy places the organism in Eukaryota, Metazoa, Nematoda, Chromadorea, Rhabditida, Rhabditidae. The record is from the annotation of a GenBank genome assembly.